Closterium sp. Yama58-4 is the source of this 537-nucleotide messenger RNA. The record is from the annotation of a GenBank genome assembly. NCBI's taxonomy places the organism in Eukaryota, Viridiplantae, Streptophyta, Zygnematophyceae, Desmidiales, Closteriaceae.
AUGGCGGGCUCACGCGUCCUCCUGCUGUCGCUCCUCAUUGUGUUGGUCUCCGCGCAAUUCGCGUACGGGCAGAUUCGUCAGAAAGCCUGCCUGCCCAAGGACAAGUGCCCUGACCGAAAGAGCAAGCUCUGCGGUCUCUACGCCACGUGCAGGACCCUUAGAAGCGCUCUUCCCGACCUAUAUACCUGCGACGAAUGCGCUGCCUAUGACCUGAAGAAGAUGCCUCCUAGCGCCUGUAACUACACGACCGGUCGCUGCCUCGCGAACAAAAUCGCUGGCAAGUCCUGCACUGCUAAGACGUUCAACACGGUGUGCGACAAGUCCCAACCCGCGUUCUCGUGCCAGAAGGUCGAAGGCGUUCCUGUCACCAAGAAGUCCCCCCAGGCGUACCGCUGCUGCAGGAACUCUUGCCCCGCUGGACUGUGCGGCAAGGGUGCGAAGCCGAUCCAGUGGAGGAACGAGUGCAAUGUUCUUCUCGACUGCCCCUCUGCUUGCGCUCCUCGUGCUGCGAACGCUGUCUCGGUCACAUUUUUGUAA